Molecule: messenger RNA, 519 nt
Organism: Closterium sp. Naga37s-1
Lineage: Eukaryota; Viridiplantae; Streptophyta; Zygnematophyceae; Desmidiales; Closteriaceae
Source: the annotation of a GenBank genome assembly
AUGACGACGACGAGCAUCACACGAGCCGUGCCGCUCGCGCAGCGUCCGUUCGACAUACUCUUCGUGCUCUUCUUCGCCGUCCACGUGCUCACUGCCGUUCUCAUCGACGCGCAGAUGCUGCUGCCACGUGCCCUCUUCCCAGAGGCGUUGCGCCGUGCCGUGACGUGGCACGUCGAGACCUCUGGGGACUUCCUUGUCGGCUCGCCCCAGCCAUGGUUCCUCUCCCUCGUCAUUUCUCAGUUCCUGCUACAUGUCCCUUUCUUCUUCGCAGCUAUCUACGCCUUCUGCACUGGCAGGGAGUGGAUCCGUGUGCCGGCUAUUGCCUACUCUGGCCAUGCCAUCACCAACAUGAUUCCCAUUCUCUCAGAGAUCGCGCUGAGCCCAUCCCCCUGGUCCACGCGUCAGAAGCUGCUAGCCGUCUACCUGCCCUUCCUCGCAGUGCCCUGCCUGCUGCUUGCCAGAGUCACUCUGCCUUCGUCUCUCCUCCAUAAGAAAUUCGUGCAUGCCAAGAGGUUGUGA